This is a messenger RNA of Anisakis simplex (herring worm), 255 nucleotides long. The record is from the annotation of a GenBank genome assembly. Lineage: Eukaryota; Metazoa; Nematoda; Chromadorea; Rhabditida; Anisakidae.
AUGCUAUCUCAAGGCAGUGCGGGUGCCACCUUCAAGCCACCUUCAAGGUUUAUGUGCUCAAAUCAAGGACUGAAAUUCGAUCGUUUGAUUGAAGAUGAAGCCGAACGGGAUGUGAGGAUGGAAGACAUGAACAAUAUGAAAUAUUUAUAUCCGUGCAUUUGUGAGACUGGUAGAAUAUCACCGAAUGUGGUCUGUUGUGAAAGGAAAAUCACAGAAGAGAUUGAUAGCGCAAUCGCGCUCAUUCAUACAGAUUGA